Messenger RNA from Alosa sapidissima (American shad), 2024 nucleotides. It is a transcript of the gene lmo4la, whose product is annotated as LIM domain only 4a. NCBI's taxonomy places the organism in Eukaryota, Metazoa, Chordata, Actinopteri, Clupeiformes, Clupeidae. The record is from RefSeq and is a predicted model, not a curated record. The transcript is spliced from 5 exons. Bases 368 to 868 code for a protein of 166 amino acids.
CUGCGUUUGCGGCGAGAAGACCACCAACAGUGAUACUACGAUAGGCAUAAUAUAGAUUAAGUAUAUCGAUCAGUAGUAGUAGUAGUGUCUUUACUGUGUUCAUUAAAACUGGUCGCAUUACAGUCUUGGCGGAAAAAGAUGUCGGAAUUGUCCUUAUUUACAGAGAGAGAAAAGUCACUCUAAUUGCGGUAGCCGAUAUCGCCCUUUCACUGUGGGAUUAUUGAAGAACUUUUAAAAGUUGUGUGCUUUUUUUGGCUAGAGGAAAGGCAGUUUACAAGAAGGGAUCCUUCAUACACGUGCGCGCGCGUUCAGCCGUCCUUCCCACACAUCAGUAACUUCAGAGAAGAAACUCCCUCCAAGGUCUGCGAUGGUGAACAGCCGGGUGGAGUCCUCGUCCGUGUCCGUGACCGGGGGUGGCUCAGCGCAGCGCUCGUGUGCGGGCUGCGGCGGCCGCAUCGCCGACCGCUUCCUGCUCUUCUCCAUGGAGCGCUACUGGCACACGCGCUGCCUCAAGUGCUCCUGCUGCCAGGCCCAGCUGGGGGAAAUCGGCACCACCUGCUACAGCAAAGGAGGCAUGAUCCUCUGCCGGAAUGAUUACAUCAGGCUCUUCGGUCACAGCGGGGCAUGCAGUGCAUGCGGCCAGUCCAUACCUGCCAGCGAGAUGGUCAUGAGGGCACAAGGGAACGUGUACCACCUCAAGUGCUUCACCUGUGCCACCUGCAGGAACCGCCUGGUGCCGGGCGACCGCUUCCACUACGUCAACGGCACCAUCUUCUGUGAGCACGAUCGGCCAGGUGGAGCGCUGCUCAGCUCACACCUGGGCCCUCUGCAGAGCAACACCCUCCUUCCAGACCAGAAGGUGUGCUGAGGCAAACAGAACAGAAAAGUGCCACGUGCCUUUUCCUCAGCCUUUCUUCUUCAUCCCUCCAUCCCUCUCUCUUUCUCUCUCCUCCUCCUCUCUCUCUCUCUCCCUCUCUUUCUCCUACGCUGCUUCUUCCAACGCCACUCCCAAUCCCACAGCUUCUCCUUGACUCCAUGGCAGAAGCCAUCUUCAGCUCCAUCGCGUUCAAAGGACUCAACCCGACAGAAGCUUUGAUGACUCCAGACGAUGAGGAAAACACUGAUGUUGACGUCAGACAGACUGUGAUGACUUAGAAGUGGAUGUCGGCCCACGGUGACAGUUGGUGACACUGAGAGUGACUGGUUUAAUGCCGAGGCUCCGUGGGAAAUGUGCGGCGUCCAUGUGACGGGGCCUCUACGCUGUCUGGGCUGGACUCUGCCUCGCCAGAGAGCCGACCCAGUGGAGAACCGUGGGAACACACACAGACUGCAGCGUGGUGGUGUGCGGAGUUUGGGCGUAAGAGGUGGUCUGAGUUAUGACCGUUUGGUUAAUGUGUUGAUGCUGGCGCUGGUGUUUUUCGCCCAGCGCAGAUGAGAUGACUCAGAAGAUGUGCAAGGGGAAGAGUUUCCUGUUUGUUCCCGUGAAGGUGGUCCUCUGCUCUGCCUAAUUGUUGAAAAGCAUUUUACAUGCCUAGAUUGUUGUUUUCAAAAUAUGCACAUGUGCCAUUUUGAAUUCCAAGAUUGUUUUGGCCUUUCACCUAGAUGUUGCCGUUUAAACUUUUUUAUAUGUUGAGAGUUCUUAUGAGGGUACUCGUCCCCAAAAAACUCAAUCGUUUGAAGAGUGCAUAAUUUCAACCUCUUGUGCAGUUUUGCUUUAAGUGCAAAUAGGUUCAUUUGCAUUAGAGAAGCUUUUUUGUUUCUGACGUGUAAGUAAGUUGAAGAUCACACUGAUUCAGACUGAUCAAAUGCAGCAGGGGGUUUGGGACGAGAGAGAGACUGUACAUAGUUAUGUAAUAUUGUUCCUUGUGUUCUAUGGCAAAACACUUGUCAUUGUGCGUGCUCAGUUCUACAGGCAGGAGUACAUUCUAUAUCAAAUGUCUAUAAAGGAAAAAAGUACUUAUUAUUAAAUUACUAUAAUCAUCUCUCCUGUGGUAUUUGUAAUAAAAUAUCAGUAUAUCUGACAA